Numida meleagris (helmeted guineafowl) is the source of this 4410-nucleotide messenger RNA. RefSeq names its product MIER1 transcriptional regulator (gene MIER1). The record is from RefSeq and is a predicted model, not a curated record. The transcript is spliced from 14 exons. Gene Ontology annotation, molecular function: histone deacetylase binding; transcription corepressor activity. Gene Ontology annotation, biological process: negative regulation of transcription by RNA polymerase II. The coding region runs from base 281 to 1753 and encodes 490 amino acids. Gene Ontology annotation, cellular component: nucleoplasm. Lineage: Eukaryota; Metazoa; Chordata; Aves; Galliformes; Numididae.
CCGGGGCCGGGGUUUGUGGGGUUUUCAGUCAGCGAAGCUGCACGCGUGAGUGCUCUUAGCAUCGCCCCGCGGGGCCUUUCCCGAAGUGUUGAGCCAGAAUGCAGCAUCCCCGCCUCUGUCAGUGGCCGUAACGCCCGGGACCACCGCAGCGUCGCGCGCAGCGCUGCUCCCCAGGACCGCGGUAGGACGACGCCUUCCGCGCCCCAACCCUUCUGUUGAGUCUUCAAGUCCAGGAGGUUCAGCAACAUCUGAUGACCAUGAAUUUGAUCCAUCAGCUGAUAUGCUGGUGCAUGACUUUGAUGAUGAACGGACAUUAGAAGAGGAGGAAAUGAUGGAAGGAGAAAGAAACUUCAAUUCUGAAAUAGAGGAUCUUAACAGGGAAAGCGAUAUGCCAAUCCAGGAGCUGCUUAGCCUUUAUGGCUAUGAUGGCACCAUUCCACUCCAAGAAGAUGAUGAUGAUGAAGAUGAGGAAGAGGAAGAGGAGGAGGGAGAAGAUGAUGAUGAUGUUGAUAAUGAUGACAACAGCGGCUGCAGUGGUGAAAACAAAGAGGAGACCAUAAAGGAUUCAUCAGGUCAGGAAGAUGAGACUCAGUCAUCCAAUGACGACCCAGCACCGUCGGUUGCUUCUCAGGACCCACAGGAGCUGAUUCGCCCCCGUCGAUGUAAAUAUUUCGAUACAAACAGCGAAAUAGAAGAGGAGUCGGAAGAAGAUGAAGAUUAUAUUCCCUCAGAAGACUGGAAAAAGGUAAAUAUUAAGGAAAUCAUGGUGGGCUCUAUGUUUCAAGCUGAAAUUCCAGCUGGCAUGUGCAGAUACAAAGAGAAUGAAAAAGUGUAUGAGAACGACGACCAGCUGUUGUGGAAUCCUGACGUCUUACCAGAAGAUAAAGUGAUUGAGUUCCUUAACGAGGCAUCACGGCGCACGGGCGACGAGAAGGGCCUGGAUGCCAUUCCUGAGGGAUCACACAUUAAGGACAACGAGCAGGCCUUGUACGAACUGGUUAAGUGCAAUUUUGACACUGAGGAAUCUUUACGAAGGCUGAGGUUUAAUGUGAAGGCAGCCAGAGAAGAAUUAUCUGUUUGGACAGAAGAAGAAUGCAGGAACUUUGAACAAGGGCUGAAAGUCUAUGGCAAGGAUUUUCAUGUCAUUCAGGCAAAUAAGGUACGAACACGAUCCGUCGGUGAGUGCGUAGCGUUUUAUUACAUGUGGAAGAAGUCCGAGCGCUACGAUUUCUUUGCGCAGCAGACGCGGUUCGGAAAGAAGAAAUACAACCUUCAUCCCGGCGUAACAGAUUACAUGGACCGCCUCCUAGAUGAAAGUGAGAGCGCAGCCUCCAGCAGAGCUCCGUCCCCUCCGCCCACAGCCUCCAACAGCAGCACCAGCCAGUCCGAGCGAGAGGACAGCACCACCAGCAGCAGCAACCAGAACGGGCUGUCUGCUAAUGGGCCGGGCGAGAUGCCAAGUAAGGAUGAAGCAAAACCAGAAGGACUGCACGUCAACGGGCCUACUGGGGGCAAGAAAACCCCUCACACAGAUCUGGAUACAAAUGGGUAUGAAACUGAAAGUCUUUCCCUCGAUCCCAAAGUUGCUCAUUCGACUUCAAGAAAUGAAAAUGAUUUUGAAGAAAAAAAUGAAAGACCUCUAAAAAGAAGAAGAAUUAAUAGCAAUGGUAAAGAGAGCCCUGGUUCUUCGGAGUUCUUCCAAGAAGCAAACUCCCACGGGAAGCUGGAAGAACUAGAAACGCUGGAAGACUGAAACAUAGGAGCUGAUUUUAUUCCUUGGAGUAAAUCUUGGGUGUCUACAAUUUUCAGGGUUGAUGGGUUACCUCGCAGAAUCCCGUUCUGUAAAACAUUGCUGAGAUUUUUUUUUUUUUCUAAUAGCUUCUGCUCGGCGCCGCAGAUCCGCUUCCUGGGCUGUGUCAGCGCUGCAGAGCAGCAGCAGAAUAUUGUGUUCCUCGGGGGGGAGGGGGGGGGCCAGCUGCAGCUCUGGGAACACGGAGGCGCUCGGAAGCGUUUGAGAAACAAAUGAGUGAUUUGCUGUAGAAAUGCUUCCAGCCCAAGAGGCUGCGGGAAAUGCGGUGUCUGAGCACGGUGCAGGCGAGCAGAGCGUCCUCGGCAAAGCAGGGGCUGCUUGAAAUCUCCAGGCAUUGAGGGGAGUCGGAGCGAACGCCGCAUCCCAAGGCAAGCAGCAGAGUGGGCACAGAGACUCGUUGCGGAGCUCGGGGUAAGGAACCCGCCCGAAUCCUGAAAGUGACGAGCACAACUAUUUUUAUAUAGAGAAGUUUUAAAGGGUAAAUAAACCAGGUCAGGUUUGUCUAUGUAAAAUUGUUGACAUCAAUGAUGUCUUUCCAUAUUCUUAUCUGGGCUAAAGAAAUACGUUCUGUAUUUUUCCAGAUUUCUUUGUAGCCUUUGAAAGAUUUUUACAGUACUUCCGUCUCGAUCAAACUGUCCUUUCUUAAAACAAAAGCCUGUCUAAUUUUCUUAGCUUGUACAGUUGGUAAACUUUUAUGAGAGAAUUGAUAUCCUGAGUCUGAUGUCAGCUUCCUUUUAUUUUGCUGAGGUCUUUUCUAAGAAAAAAAAGAAAGAAAAAAAAAAAACCACAAAAAAAGAAAAAAAAAAAGCCAAACCAAACCAAUUAGACCCAGGAAAAAAAAAACGCGUGUCAGGCAGCAGCACCGUGCUGUCCUCUCUAAAGCAGUAAGUCGUGAACAGCAAGCAUGGUUAGAAGUCAUUUGAUUUCAAAAACAUGAUUUUUUUUUUUUUCUGACUUGCUUGAUGGCAAACAGCGCUUGCGAAGGAUUGGCUGGGCACCGUGCUUGCCCCGCACGAGUUCUCUUGCUGUCCUGCUACAUUCUCUCGUUUCAUGCUGAGCUUCGUGUCAGCACCGCGCUCAAGGAGCCCAGCUGUGAGAUGAGCCAUGGAGCUACUGCAGCCCGCGCUGCACCUCCAUGGCACGGAGGAGACGAGGGGAUGGCUGAGGCGGCGCUGGGCGGCCGCAGCCGAGCACUGAGGACCUGAUGGGGAUGGAUGCUGCCCAGGGAGCAGCAGCGCCGCACACAGCGUGUGGCAGAGCGCAGGCACAGCUACAGCGCCAGGACGGAGCGCGGCACCUGCCCAAGGAGGGAGCUGGCAGGGAGCACUGCCGUGCUAGGAGCUCUGUGGCUGCCCCAGCUUCAGGUGGUUGAGGUGGGGGUUACGUCCUUAAUGUCGGUCGUGUUUCUUUUUUUAAGCCACGGCUCCACGUCCUGCCGUACUAAAAAUAGGAAAAAUGGUUUGCUUGUAGGAUUCAUCGUCUUGCCUCCUGCGCUUAUUUUCACUAAGACGAUCUUCAAGUUCACAGGAGUCCUCCCAACUCCAGCUUUAACCGUGUGGUCCUACGGCUUCAAAAACACCUGCACGGGGCUGUGCUCCUCAGCCUCGUGCCCUGGGACCGCAAAGGGGGGGGGAAAGGAGCCGCAUCUCUGGGUGCAGAGCAGCUCCAACAGCAGGCACCACCUGCUGCCCCACAGCGUGUGGCCGAGCUGCUCUGAGCAGAGCUGUGGGCACGUGGAGCAGACCCCACCUGCACUGAGGCAGCAGUUGGAGGAGGCACGCAGGUGGGGAGGGCUCCAGCGUGGCUGCCCCAGAGCUUGCCGUUGGUUUUGCAAUCUCUUUCUGUAACAGAAACCCAAAGUGGCGCAGCCUUCCCGCAGAGACGGGCUCUGGGUUGUCACUGCUCCCGGAGCCCUGCUUUCUAUUUCCUUGUUACACAUUUUUGUUCGCCCGUUGGAAAUACUUCCAAAAAUUGAUAGGAAACUUUAUCAGUAAGUUUAUAAGUACCUAAAUCGUCUCAGGCUUGUGUGUGAAAUACAGCACCGUGUAUCUUUUCAGGAAUGUUGCUUUGUUUUUUCUUACCUUUUUCUGGUGAUAAUAGAAGAGACAUUCCAUAAUCAACAAGUAUGUUAACGCUCAGCUAGACUUUAAGAAUAUUUAAUUCUCCUUUUGUUCUUGCCGGUGUUUUAUACGCAAUACUUUGUUCACGUUCCUCAACCCGCGGCCACUAUCCCUUGAGAAGUCAUUGCACUACUAAAGCCAUUUGGAAUUCUAGGCAGUUCAUCAACUGGUUUUGUUCAACUCUGGUUUUGUUCAGAAGACAUUCAGUGCAGGUGGAGCCCAGGAGCUGGAGAAGAACUGUGCCCUGCUGCACGGGACAGAGCACGGAGCCACGCGGGUCAGGGCUCCACGCAGCCCGAGCUGCAGCCCCUCCAACAGCACCUGGAGUCAAAGCCUAAAGGCCACGGCCACGCGGACUUUACAAGGAGUUUUGAUACGUUUUGUCACACCUAGUAAUUUUGCACUGUUAGUACUUCCCCUUGUCUUAUCCCUGUUCCCUGUCUGCGAUUCUGAGAAAGCUUAUUAAAAUAUUUUUGUAAA